AUGGCAGCUCCACCACCCGGCAGUGAUCUCUCCCAAGAUAGAUCCCUCCAGGUGGCCGCACCCGACUGGGCGCUACUGGGCCUCGCAACAUUCGCAGUUGGCCUCCGUUUCACUGCAAGGAUUGUUAGCAAAGCAAACUUGUGGUGGGAUGAUUUGGCCGUCUGCAUAUCAUUGGCCUUUGCCUUUACGAACGGCACACUUGGCUACAUUGCUACCCAGAAAGGUAUCGGGAGACACAUGUGGGCACCUGGCGUCGACCCCGUUGCAGUAACCAAGCUUCUCUGGUACUGCGAAUUUACUUACAGUUUUGUUGUCUCCUCGACCAAAAUCUGUAUUAUUUUGUUCCUUCAUCGGAUUUUCCCAACACCCUCCUUCCAAAGGGUGUUGUAUUUUCUCUCCUUCCUUGUCCUCGGCUGGCUGAUCGCCGUCUCAUUCGUUGCUGGUUUCCAAUGCCGGCCAUACCAAUAUUUUUGGUUGCAAUAUUUUGAUCCUAAUGCCAAGGGAGAGUGUAUCGAUCUGGGUCACUUCUACAUAGCCAACGGCGCUUUAAGCGCUGGCACGGAUUUCCUGAUCCUACUAUCGCCUAUUCCCAUGGUCAUGUCACUGCAAAUGCCGGUUAUGCAAAAGUUCUCGGUCAUUGGUAUCUUCUUGCUCGGUGGCUUUGGUUGUGUUGCCGGCGCCAUUCGCGUAUACUUCUUGACCUAUAUGUACCGAAGCAAUGAUAUCACCUGGAACCAGACUGACUGCUUCAUCUGGUCCUGUGUUGAGCCCGCUACUGGUAUUAUCUCGGCCUGCCUUCCCACUCUUAGGCCUCUGCUUCGUCGUUUCUUUCCGACGAUUUUCAGCACUCAAGGUUCCUCCAAGAACAACGGAUCUGCAUCUCAUAACCUCAGUCAGAAUGGUGAAUUCUAUCGCCUUCAUCCAACACCGAAGAACGCUAUCUACCGGGAUCAGGAUGAGGAUGAAUUAAUCCUAACCGAAGCCGUUGGGGGAACCCACUCCAUUCCCAAGAGUAGUGACGGGAUAAUUGCUGUGGAGAGGGAGAUCGAAUGGUCUGAAUCUUCCAGAGUGUCCCCUCGCUGA
Messenger RNA from Penicillium riverlandense, 1083 nucleotides. RefSeq lists its product as uncharacterized. The record is from RefSeq and is a predicted model, not a curated record. NCBI's taxonomy places the organism in Eukaryota, Fungi, Ascomycota, Eurotiomycetes, Eurotiales, Aspergillaceae. The transcript has 5 exons. The coding region runs from base 1 to 1083 and encodes 360 amino acids.